GCGGGUGGCGAUGGCGCCGGGUGGCUGGCGGUGGCUGCGCGGUCUGUGGGCAGCGGGGCAACCCCUGUUCCAGGGCCGUGCGCUUCUCAUCACCAACACUCUGGGCUGCGGCGCACUCAUGGCAGCUGGGGAUGGCGCACGCCAGUCCUGGGAGAUCCGCACCCGACCUGGCCAGAGGUUUGACCGGCGGCGCUCAGGUGUCCGUCACCCCCAAUCCCUGGGAUCUCUGCUAUCCACCGAGGAGCCUGGAACGGCGUCUGUCUGGCGCCAGCAUGUUUAUGGUGGGCUGCAGCAUGGGCCCCGUCCUGCACUACUGGUACCUGUGGCUGGAUCGCAUACUCCCUGCAUCGGGCCUCCGAGGCCUCCCAAACAUCCUCAAGAAGGUCCUCGUGGAUCAGCUCGUCGCCUCUCCUAUGCUAGGCGUCUGGUACUUCGUGGGCCUCGGCUGCCUGGAGGGCCAGACACUGGACGAAAGCUGCCAAGAGCUGCGGGACAAGUUCUGGGAAUUCUACAAGGCUGACUGGUGCGUGUGGCCCGCUGCGCAGCUGGUGAACUUCCUCUUCGUGCCCCCCCAGUUUCGGGUCACCUACAUCAAUGGUCUGACGCUAGGCUGGGACACAUACCUGUCCUACUUGAAGUACCGGGUCCCCGGCCCUCUGACACCCCCAGGCUGUGUGGCCUUGGGCACUCGAACGGACUGAGCUGCCUAACACCCAGGACUAGAUCCCUGCUCUAGACAGGGCGACGGCGACUAGGAGCUGCCACGCCUCCCGUCAGAAGGGGAGUGGACUCCUGAAGCAGGCGGGGUCCUGGGGCCAUGUCCCAGGCAUCUAGCUGAACUCCCUUCCAAGCUCACAGCGGGCCAUUUCCCAUCUGGAACACAGCCACCAGAUGGACAGUUGUCCCCCAACCCUUUUCACUGGAAGCCUAAUAAGACCUGUGACCAAGAUGUCCCACCUGCAGCACAGGGCCUCAGCCAGCCAGCUGGUCCCAAGCACCAAACCCUCACCACUGCCAAGGCCUGGCUCUGGGCCACACAGCCACACUGGGGCUUUUCCAGGCCCCUGGGGACCAAGGCAAGGACAUGGCCGAUCCCCUUGGAGUAGGGUCCAGCCUGGAGUCAACUCCAAAAUCUUCAAGCAGGACACGGAGCCUCCAGGUCGCUUCUUUCGUCGUGAACAGGGAAAUUCCAUUAAAUUCUCUCUGUAAUUGAAA
This is a messenger RNA of Marmota monax (woodchuck), 1215 nucleotides long. It is a transcript of the gene Mpv17l2, whose product is annotated as MPV17 mitochondrial inner membrane protein like 2. Lineage: Eukaryota; Metazoa; Chordata; Mammalia; Rodentia; Sciuridae. The transcript has 6 exons. Gene Ontology annotation, biological process: mitochondrial ribosome assembly. The record is from RefSeq and is a predicted model, not a curated record. Gene Ontology annotation, cellular component: cytoplasm; membrane. The coding region runs from base 132 to 701 and encodes 189 amino acids.